AUGUGGAGGGAGGAGAUGUCUCUCUGUAGAAAUAGAAGGAAAGAUAACUGGGAUCUAUUAAGGAGUCUUGCUUCUAUUAAUGAUUCCCCCUGGAUUGUUAUGGGUGAUUUUAAUGAUAUUUUGAAUCAUAGAGAAAAGAGGGGUGGGGUAGCCCAACCAAAUUGGUUAGUUGAAGGCUUUAGAAGGGCUGUUUGGGACUCUGGGCUUGUGGACUUGGGCUUCCAAGGGUGUCCUUUUACAUGGGAAAGGGGAAGAGAGAGUGGGCUAUGGGUCCAAGAGAGAUUAAAUAGGAUGUUGGGUAAUGGUGAUUGGGUGGCUCGACAUAAAGAUGCAAGGGUAGUUCAUUUGGAUAGUGUUGUAUCUGAUCAUUUUCCUAUUAUCCUUCAUCUAUAUCGUGUUGAGGGUACUCGUUCUUCAAAACGCUUCCGUUUUGAGAACCUUUGGACGAACUAUGGUGAAAGUGAAGAGGUAGUUAGGGACAGCUGGAAUAAGGAGGUGGGUGUUUCAAUUCAGAGAAGAAUUAGUAAUACUAGUAAGUCCUUGUUGCAGUGGGGAAGGGAGAAAACAAAUGGCUGUGUAUAUAAUGGAAGGGCUUAG
Messenger RNA from Ricinus communis (castor bean), 597 nucleotides. RefSeq lists its product as uncharacterized. Bases 1 to 597 code for a protein of 198 amino acids. The transcript has 2 exons. The record is from RefSeq and is a predicted model, not a curated record. NCBI's taxonomy places the organism in Eukaryota, Viridiplantae, Streptophyta, Magnoliopsida, Malpighiales, Euphorbiaceae. Gene Ontology annotation, molecular function: catalytic activity.